AUGGCAGAAAUCUCCCUCAACAAAUCAAAUGGACAAUAUUUGACCACUGGAUGUUUCAGAUCAGGUUCCCAAGUUGUUCGAAAAGUUUUUAGUGUCUAUCCUAACCAUGGAGGCCAGAAUGGAGCAACAAGGCUGACAAUCAAAGGGCAAGGGUUCUCAGUGGGGCAUCAAUUUGACUUUGGAGCAGAAGAUGAAAAGUUGGGCAACAGCGUGCAGCUGGUAUCGGAUACCAGGUCCAUCCCCUGUGAUGUAGAGAGGGAAUCCAGCCAUGAAACACAGAUUAUCUGUUACACCAGGCCUCUUCCAUAUGACACCUAUGUUGUUGUAGUGACUGUGGAUGGGGUUCCUAUUGUUAACCGAUGGAUAAAGUUUUAUGCACGCAACUACCGUACCCCAACCAUUGAGGAGAUUUCACCAAUGUCUGGAUUGCCAGGCCAACUGAUUACUAUCCGAGGGAAAAUUUUCACUGAUGUCUAUGGCAGUAAUAAACCAAUGGAUUCCAGUCACAGCAACACCAAGAUUGUAAGAGUCUAUGCUGGAGGAAAGCUCUGUGACUUACUUCAUCCGGACUCCGAUAACUUGUAUGGUUUGAAACUUAACUCCGGGAAUAAAGGCACUAUGACAUGCAGAGUGACUGGUACAUACACAGGUCACCAUAAUAUGAGCUUCAUUUUGGAUAAUGGCUAUGGAAGGUCUCUACCGACUGUGAAAGCUUAUUUUGUCUCCUCUCUCAAUAAACUCAGCAUGUUCCAAACCUACUCAGAGAUGACUGGCAUCUACCUGUCUGAAGGGAGUAUAGAAGGAGGCACUCGGCUGACAGUGAAAGGGAGGUUCUUUGAUGAAACGGAUGCCCCAGCCAGAGUUACUGUGGCAGCAUGGAGUCCAUCUGUUACCCGUCUUAGUGGAUUCUUUGUUGCUCCAGUGACUGAUGAUUACCGUUUCUACAUCAGAGGGAGCGGUGUAUACGAACUUUACCUUAGCUUAACCGGGCAUCCUCAGGAUAAGGUUAAAAUUGCCUAUGGCUCCAGGAAGACCUGGAGUUACACAUGGUUCUCCAGCCAAGCCUCUGAUAUACUGCAACUAGAAGAAAGGAAAGAAUAUUACAUGGAAGUGCUCCUGCAGGAAACCACAUCAUCAUCCUUUGUAUCUGUUGCUGUGUACCACAACACUACCUCUUACACCGAGCAGCAGACAGCUGACUCCAUCAAUGAACAGCAGUACAUCAGGUCACUCUCCCAGGUUGUCUAUGAGAAGCAGGUUGUAACCCUGGAGAACUGGACAAUAGGAAGAGCGGUCAGUGAGGUUCAGCAGGUCACCAUCACCAGUCCUUGCUGGGACUCUGACUCCUGCUCAUUCCACUGGUUUCGGCUCAUCUACAACCAGGAGCUCACAGGACUUCUUCCCACAGAUGCUUCGGGUGAACAGAUUGAGCAGGCUUUAAAUGAUCUGUGGUCGAUUAAACCUGAUACAGUGAAAGUGUCAAGCACAGCAAUCAGCCAGGGCUUUGCCCACACAGUGACUUUCAUCUCCACAAGAGGGGAUUUUGAUUUACUCCAGCACGAGGCGUUGGUAGGAAGCAAAAUCACCAUCGAAGUGGUGGAGCAAGUCAAGGGGAGACCCAGUAUGGACACUUUCACACUGAGGCUGGACGGGAUCAAUUCCAGGCCCCUUCCAAGUGCAGCUACUGCUGAUGAGGUGAAAGCUGCGUUAGAAGGACUGGUGGGUGUGAAGUGUCCUGAACACAUUGCUGGCUAUAGCAGUGGGUAUGCAGUCAAGUACUUUGAUGAUUUUGAAGAUGGGGGCUACAGCUAUCAUAGUGGCCAGGUGACGGUGGAGACUGAUGCCUUCUGCGGACGACACUCUGUCAAAAACCCGUAUUAUCUGUUUGACUUUGCUCAAUCCCAUCGGCCUGUCCUGUUAAACACCUACAAUCAGAUUGCAUUCAACAGCUCUAAGGACAGGGCUGCCUACAGGGGAUCCACCUGGCCAAGUGAGUCCAUUAUAAGAGUGUGGAGAAGAGAGGCAGCAUCUCCUCCCAUCACUGGCACCAUGGACAUUCAGGCCUACGGUCAGCUGCUGAAGGGAUUGCCAGUCAAUAUCUCUACCCUGGAAAUGCAGUACAGCUUGCAAAGCAUUCCUGAGAUUGGGACUGUGGCCGUGCAGGGGGGAGGCAGCUGCUCCAGUUACCACUGGAUAGUGACGUGGCUGAACAAGGUUGGAAAUCAGCGCUUGCUCCAGGUUAAUGAUUCAAAUGUUCACGGCGUCGAUGCAAGAAUCACCGUCACUGAGAAUAAGCGCGGAGGUCAGUUUAGUCAGCGGCUGAUUGGAGACCUGUUCCGCACACCACACGCUCUGCCCCAGGUUCAAGUUUUCAUCAACAGCAUUCCCAGCAAAUGCUCUGGAGAUUGUGGAUACAGAUGGACUUCUGCGAAAACCCCCGUCAUUACAGGCAUCAGCCCCAGCAGAGGUUCCUCUGUUUCAGGCACAGUCCUGACUAUAUCAGGCUUCCGAUUCGCCAACAGUUCAAAGACUGACACCACCCGCGUUCUGGUUGGAGGAGCCGAAUGUCCAAUCACAGGACUGACUGGUACUGAAAUGACCUGUCUGAUCGGGCCACCCAACAUCACAGUGGCUCCAGUUACUGUCUACAUCACCGCACUUGGCUUGGCAAAGCACUCAGGCAACCAGACAUUCACUUUCACCUAUGAGCUGGAGGUAGCCGGCAUUUCCCCUUCCACAGGCAGUGCUGAAGGUGGGACCGUCCUGACGAUAUCCGGCUCCGGUUUCCCUCCCGGUGCAACAGUUCUCGUCGGAAAGAAGCCCUGCCGCCUCCUCACGCUGAGCCCCAGUGAGAUGACCUGCAGUACGCCGGCUGCAGCGGCUGGAGUGGCCAAUAUCUCUGUGUUCACCGAUGAAACACAUAGCACGUUGCCCUUCAAUUUCACUUACACCGAGGUGAAAAUGCCGGCAAUCUUGAAAGUAACUCCCACAGCGAGCAGUGUGGCAGCAUCCGCAGCCUUUUGUGUCUUCAGGAGGUUGUUACCUCGACUGGAGGACUUUCGUUAUGGGGAAAGACGGGAUAGGCGGGCCUUGUUUUCCCUGGAGCAAAGGAAGAAGUGGGCUGAUUUGACAAAGGUGUAUGAGCUGGUGAAAGGCAUGGAUCGGUGGUGGACCAACAACAUCACCUGCCGGCUGCCCAGCCUGCCCCCCGCAGUGUACACCGUACAGACACAUGCCCCUGACAGUAACGUUACAAAUGUUUCCAUUAAGUACAUCCUGUGCGUAACAGGAAUGACACCCCGGCUGGGUUCACUCUAUGGGGGCACAGCAAUCACCAUCUCUGGGGCUGGUUUCAGUGCCACCCCAGAAGAGAACACUGUCCAGCUUGGCUCCGUUCAAUGUCCUGUUACCUUUGCUUCACCCAACGUGAUUGAGUGUGUUCUUGGUCCAACUGGAAGAACUUUCAUCAUCACCAACAAUGGCAGCCAUCCAACCCUAGGAGUUGGGUACAGCUGGAAUCCAUCAGCGCUCAAUAUCCUUGUAGGGGACACAAUCCACUGGCGGUGGGAGGCCGCACCUCUCGUCCAGGGCUUGAGCUACCGAGUCUUCAGUGUCUCCAAGUCCUGUGAUGUGAAUUACAAAGGCAGGGGCUUUAUAAGUGGAAAUACCGGCACUCCAUCAGGCUUUUUCUCCCACCGCUUCACCUCCCCUGGCUCGUUUUUCUACAGCAGUGGUUACAUCGACCAGAACAAAAAGAUCUUCCUACAAGGCACAGUGCAUGUGAGGGCAGCAGAGGAGAACUCCCUAAACCUGCACGUUUCUGUGGCUGCAAUUGAGGCAGAAUACCUAUCUGGACACCUGGAGACGGCACAGUCACAACAAGAUCAUGGUGGUGACUGUACAGCAGCCAAGCCCACCUGUCCCCAGUCGGGCAACAGCACUUCAGACAGCGAUGGAUUCACGUUUCUCCUGUCUCCCUGCUACUCCCCCACCAUCAACAGCAUCACGCCAUCUAAUGGUACUAUAUACAACAAACUCACCAUCGUGGGCACUGGAUUCAGCAACGUCACCUGUGCUAAUGAGGUGAGAGUUGGGCAGCACCGUUGCAUCAUUGAACACAGCACGGAGUGGGAGAUCCUGUGCCAUGUGGAUGUAGAGGAAGGGAUGGAAGUUGGAGUGGCAGCUCUGGUGUCAGUGAAUGUCCACAAUCAUGGUUCUGUCAUCUCCACGCCUUCUGACGAAUUCAGCCGCCACUUUGUGCUGCUCCCUCACCUGGACAGGGUGACCCCCAGCCUGGGCUCCACCACAGGACGGACCAGGGUCACCCUCACCGGCUCAGGCUUUGGAAAGUCCCCCAGUACCAUCCAGGUGCAGCUGGCAUCUGUGCCCUGCACGGUUGUAUCUGUGAAUUACACGCAUAUCUCCUGUGAUUCAUCCGCCUCCGUUGUCUCCAGUGGGACCGUCAGCAUUUGGGUACGAGGUCUCUUGGCCACGUGUACCGGCUCCUGUAACUUCACCUACACUGAGAGCAUCACACCAAGCGUGCUGACUGUCUCCCCAGAUGUCCUGGACACUGUCUACACUGAUGUGACCAUAAGUGGCCGAGGAUUUGGCAGCCAAGUCGAGAUGGUUUUUAUUUUAGUUGGCACUGCCAGCUAUAGACCCGCUGAUGUUUCAGACACUAGCCUGUACACGACUGUGGGACCCCUGCCUGUUGGUCAACACUCCCUCAGGGUCUUGAUCUUGGACAAGGGUUUAUCUGCCGAGACUCUGUGGCUCACCAGUGCUACCACAGCUUCUCUGCUCCCAGCCUCAGGAGGGAUUAACGGAGGCACCACGUUGUCCAUCACGGGGAACGGUUUUGUCCGGGGUGCCACCACUGUGACGGUUGAUGGCUCCACUUGCCGCAUUCUCACCAGCACCCCGGGAGAAGUCAAGUGUGUCUCCCCGGCCUGCGGCCCAGGCACUGUCCAAGUAAAGGUUACAGUUCAUUCCACGGUGUACCCACUCCUGACCUUCACCUGCAACCAAACGGAGACGCCCACUAUUCUGGCUGCCUCUCCAACCACCGGUGUAAGUGGAACAAGACUCACCAUUCUUGGGCAAAGCUUGGGAUCUGUUGUCUCUGAGGUCAUGGUGUCAAUCGAUGGCGUCCUGUGCAGUGUGACCACGGCUAAUGAGAGCUGUGUGGAGUGCACUGUAGGACAUCACGCUGGGGGCAACUUCCCAAUCCUGCUGGAACAUGUCAGGAGAGGAUACGCAAACUCUGGCUUCUCGUUUCAGUACCAGCUCAACAUAACUUCUGUCUCUCCAGCUGAAGGCAGCUUCGGUGGGGGCCUGAUCCUGAUGGUGAAGGGCACUGGAUUUGACAUACAGAAAUCGCGAGUGUUUGUGUGCGACGGUGAAUGCAGGGUGGAGCCAGCAACCUCCAGUUCCAGCAGCCUACACUGCCACCUGCCUCUGAAUAAUGGAACUGGGCCUCAGCAGCAAUGCAGCGUGACUGUUGUAAACAGUGAAAAUUCAAUCCAGCUGCUCAACGCCUUCACCUACACGUCAGCUUUGACCCCCGUGGUGACCGCCGUUGAGCCCAGGCAAGGAGGAACAGCAGGAGGCACCAAACUGACCAUCACGGGAUCGGGCUUCAGUUCAAACAUAAAUGAGACUUCUGUCACUGUGGCUGAAGCUGCCUGUGAGAUCCAGUCUGUGAAUGAAACCAACAUUGUUUGCAUCACCGGUGCACAAUCACCCUCCCAGAAGACCAAGGUCAAGGUCAACGUAAAGGGAAAUGGCAUCGCCAAACUGGACUUUGCAGAUUACUACUAUGUCGAUGUGUGGUCAUCACGGUACACGUGGGGAGGUCAGCCACCCCCUGAGAAGGGCUCCCUGGUGGUCAUCACCAAGGGCCAAACCAUCCUGUUGGACCAAAGCACGCCCGUGCUAAAGAUGCUGCUUAUUCAAGGUGGUUCUCUCAUCUUCGAUGAGGUCGACAUUGAAUUCCAGGCCGAGAACAUUCUGAUCACGGACGGCGGGCUACUCCAGGUGGGAACAAGUUCCACUCCUUUCCAACACAAAGCCACCAUCACCCUUCACGGCCACCUGCGUUCCAGGGAACUGCCCCUGUACGGAUCCAAGACGCUGGCUGUUCGAGAGGGCACACUGGAGCUCCACGGUCAGCCAGUCCCUGUAACGUGGACUCACCUGGCUGAGACAGCAGAGGCAGGCACUUCAACAAUAACGCGCCAGAAACCUGUGAGCUGGCAGGCAGGGGACCAGAUUGUCAUUGCAACAACUGGUAACAGGCACAGCCAGGGUGAGAGUGAGCAGAGAACGAUCGGGAACGUGUCAAUGGGCGGGCGGACUCUGUACCUGACGGAGGGGCUGAGAUACAGGCACCUGGGCACAGUGCUGCCCCUCCCUGGGACUGUGCUGGAGCCUCGGGCUGAGGUGGGGCUGCUGACUCGGAACGUGGUGGUGAGUGGCUCCAACAACGUGGAGUGGAACGACCGCAUCGAGCGGUGUCCGGACGGGUUUGACACUGGUGAGUUUACCACCCAGACCUGCUUCCAGGGGCGGCUGGGAGAGGAAAUUGGAAGCGAUGAGUAUGGAGGCUGCAUCAUGUUCCACUCCCCACAUCCUGACCAGGGGCUGGCGCAGGGCCGGAUAGAAUACGUUGAGGUGUACCAUGCUGGACAGGCCUUCCGCGUGGGCUGUUAUCCCGUCCACUGGCACCUGUUGGGGGACCUGUCCUUCGGCUCGUACAUGCGAGGCUGCUCGAUCCACCAGACCUUUAACCGCACCGUCACCAUCCAUGGCACGCACCGGCUGCUGGUGGAGGACACUGUGGCCUUCAACGUGAAGGGAGGGGCAUUCUUCCUGGACGAUGGAGUGGAGCGGGACAACGUGCUGCGCCACAACUUGGCCGUGUGGGUGCGCCAGAGCACCAGCCUGCUGAACGACGACCUCACCCCAGCCGCCUUCUGGGUGACCCACCCCAGCAACACCCUGCAGGGCAACACCGCGGUGGGUGGCACCCACUUCGGCUUCUGGUACCGGCUGCUAGAGCACCCAGAUGGGGCCUCGUGGGACCAGAACCUGUGCCCGCGUAGCCUCCCCCUCGGGCUUUUCCUCAACAACUCGGUCCAUUCCCAGGGCUGGUACGGUCUCUGGAUAUUCCCGGCCUAUCACCCGAACAGGGAGGGCAGGUGCUCGGGCGGGAACUCCCAGCCGGCAGCCUUUUACUCCCUCACUGUCUGGAACUGCAGGAAGGGGGCCCAGUGGACGGAGGCAGGGGCCCUCCAGUUCCACAACUUCCUGCUGGUCAACAACGAGGAGGUGGGGGUGGACAUCCGCCGGGUGCUGAGGGCCCAUGUCGGUGGUUGGGGCCUGGCUGCAGGGGCCCUGCUCAGCAACCUCACUGUGGUGGGUCAUGCCCGGGGUCUGGACCCCCGGCUCUGCACACGCACUGGCCUGCUCCUGCCCCUGGACGAGGGGCUGACCGUGGAUGGGCUCCACUUGGUGAACUUUGACCAGCCUGGCUGCGCGGCUCUGGGGCUGGCAUCUAUCACUGGGAGCUGCAGAAAGGGCUGCGGGGGCUGGAGUGUCAGGUUCAAUCGAGUCCACUACUCCAAUGUCUCCAACAAGGCCGCCUUCCACUUGGAGCAUGAGAUUGUGCUGCACGACACCGAUGGCUCCCUUGCAGGUGGUGCUGGGUACAAGGUGGUUCCUUACAGUCGGUUAUUGGACCCUGCACGGUGCCAGCAGUCAGAAGAAUGGAGCCAGCAAUUCCCGGGUGUUGUGUGCGACUCCACUGUCAGCUUUCAUCAUGUCUCUAUUCACAGCCCCUCUCCAUCUGACCUGUGGGGGCGUCAGCUCAUCCUGUCCAACGCUUACGGAAGCAGCAGUCUCUCCUUUUGGUAUGAAAGGCUAAACCAUGGACCAGGCUGGAUGGCCCUCAUACCUAACAAUCAGACUGUUAAUUGGCACUUCAAGGACGUGGAUCACAUCACGGAGAUCUCCUACAGGGCCACCUUUUAUCAUUUCAUGGACAGUGACCAUGUUGUAAUAUCCCACAACCUGACACAACACACCGACCAUGUCCAGGUGACAGAUCUACAACGGACCGCCUCCCUCCAACCCCUGGGGUGGGCCCACAACCAGAAUGGUGACUGGUACUUUGACGCAGGCAACAGGACCUUGUACUACCUGGUUUCAGGGAAAGGUGCCCCUCAUUAUCCAAGUCUGGACCCGACCAUGGUCGAUGUAAACGUUCACCUCCGUGUCUUCCGCUGCUUUUACCAGAACUGCUCGUCUCCUCCCCAGUCUACUCUGCCGCCCUUCGUCAGCUCAGCUUCCCAAUACAGUCUGUGGUCGAACAACUCCUUCUGGGAAUCCUCUCCGGAAAACAACUUCACAGUUCCCAGAGAAGGUGACAGUGUGGUCAUAGCCCAAGGGGUCUGGCUUCUGGUCGACAUAAAGAUUCCACCGCUCUUCAAACUUACCAUCUAUGGCACUUUGGAAGUUCAGGACGAGAAUACAACAUCGGACCACAAUUCCUCACCCUACAUGAGCAUUGUCCUCAAUGCUACCUACAUCUCAGUCCAGGGAGGCAGGCUCAUCGCAGGAACGCCGGAGAAACCGUUCAGAGGAGAGCUCCUGAUCGUUCUGCGAGGAGACCAUCUGACCCCGGACUGGCCGUUAUCGGAUGGCCCUAACCAGGGGGCCAAGGUGCUGGGUGUGUUCGGAGGACUGGAUCUGCACGGGAUCCCUCACCGGCUCUACAGGACCAAGCUAGGGCAGACAGCACCGGCCGGUUCCCUCAACCUAACGUUGGCAGCAGCCGUCGUCGACUGGCAGGAGGGUGAUGAAAUCCUGGUGACAAGCACCAGCUAUGAUUCCCAGCAGACAGAAUCUCGGAGGAUCCGUUCCAUCUCACACGACAGGAUGUCUCUGCUCCUGGACCGGCCACUCUCGUUCACGCACGUGGUGGACACACAGGAAGUGAAGGGAAGAGACUGGCACUACAGCCUGGCAGCAGACGUUGCUCUCCUCAGCAGAAACAUCAAGAUCGUGGGCCAGGACUUCCUGGGCUGGCAGCAGCAGAAGUUCGGAGCCCGCGUGCUCAUCAGUUCCUUCUUCUACAAUGACCUGGAGAUCAAAGGUUACGCCAGGAUAAAGGAUGUUGAAUUCUACCACAGUGGACAGAAUGGAUACUGGGAUUACUUCGAUCCACGUUACUCUGUGGCAUUUCUCAAUCUUGGCCAGAUUCAAGGGAAUAACUCGUAUAUACAGGGUUGUGCUAUUCACAAUGGAUUUGCUCCUGCGAUCGGAGUCUUUGGAACAGAUGGCCUCAAUAUCGAUGACAAUAUCAUUUACAACACCCUGGGAGAAGGUAUCAAAGUGUGGGGGAGCCGGAACCGAGUGAGGAGGAAUCUGGUGGUCCUCAGCAAGUCGACAGCAACUCUCUACUCUUGGACAGCAGCUAUCGAAGUGAAUAAAGAUUCUGAGGUUGUGCUACGGGAGAACGUCAUUGUCGGCUUUGAGCAGAUUGGUUAUCACAUUAAUGGAGAGCCAUGUCCCGGACAACCAAACCUUGCUGAACCUUGGGCUAAUAACGAGGUCCGUGGAGGACGGAUUGGUGUUUACAUGAAUGGAGAUGGAUUCCCCAAAUGCUCUCUUAUCCAAGGUUUCAUCGUCUGGAAAUGCCAGGACUUUGGCAUCUACUUCCAGGUAAAAGAUUCUGUGCAAGUCUCUAACGUGACUCUGGUGGACAACGGACUGGGUAUUUUUCCAAUGAUUUAUGGACCUCCUGCACUCUCACAUCAGAUAUCCAAUAAAACUGUUCAUGUUACUAAUGCCCUGAUUGUUGGUGUUAGCCCUGGCUUCAAUUGCUCAGAUACUCUGCAAAACAAUUCUGAUUCAACCAAUACAGGGAACAAAUGGAGUUCCAGACAGCCUUGGGUGUGCUCUCUCCCUGCCUCAGGAAGGAGCGAGAUCUGUUGGCCAACAUUUGCCUCGGCGAGCAACUUUGCACCUCGACACCAGCACUCUGUGCUGGUCAGCUACCCAGCCAUUAGUGGGCUAAUGAUGGUGCGGAACACAAUGUUUGUGGGAUUCCGGGGUGUGUGUUCCAAGGAGCUGAACACCAUGUUUAUCAGUAACCCUAACAACGAGGACAUGCAACACCCUGUGCUGGUGGAGGGGAUCACCAUCGACCAGAGUGAGGAGCGAGGGAAGGUCUUCAUACACAGGCCUGAUGUCACUAAGGUGAACCCCAGUGACUGUGUGGACAUGGAUUGUGAUGGCAAGAAGAAAGCCCUGCUGAAAGACCUCGAUGGCUCAUUCCUGGGGGGAGUGGGAGCUGUCAUCCCACAGUCGGAGUAUGAGUGGAAUGGAGACAAACGCGUGGGUGAUUACCGGAUCCCAGAAGUUCUGCUGACAUAUUUGAACGGGAGCCGUAUUCCUGUAUCCCAAGUGGCGCCACACAAAGGGAUUAUCAGAGAUUCCACCUGCACCUACAUACCUGAGUGGCAAAGUUACAAGUGCUUUGGGCUGAACUAUGAGUUGCUGGUUAUUGAGAGCCUGGACUCCGAUACUGAACGCAGGAGACUGUCCCCGGUGGCCCUGCUCUGCGAUGGCUACUUGGACCUCAUCAAUGGACCCCAGGACCAUGGUUGGUGCACUGGAUAUACGUGCCAUAAGAGGAUUUCGCUUUUCUACGGGAUCGUGGCCACCAAUAAGUCAUGUGACAUUUACUUCACUAGCACCAGUCCGCAGAGUCUGCGUCUGCUGAUGCCCAUCGCUAAUGCCAGCAGGGCCCUCCGCUUGUUGAUCUAUUACUCAUUACCACAACGCCUGGAUGUGUACAACAAUGGCACCCUUGUUCCUCCAACCAAUGCAGAAUGGAACAGUGCACACACAGACUACACCCUGAGGGCACCCACCUACCCAGGAGAGUUUGUUCCCAAGUUAAAAGCCCUGGUCCAUGGAGCAAACUAUUUUGACAGAAAAUACCAGAUGCUGAAUGUUUUACUGAGGGGUUCGAUUCCAGUUGAGAUCCACACAGCCCCCACACUCUUCAUUUCCUUUGAUUUACCCUCAAUGACAGUGGAUGAGUUCUACGGCCCAGACCUAGCAAACAACCUCGCCCUAUUCCUGGACGUGCCGGCAAGUAAAAUCCGCAUCACCAAGAUUGUGCGGGAGGAUGCGUGGCUCAGGAGGCGGGCUAGGUCGAUCACGGUGGAAGUGGAGAUCGGAGACCCUCCAUAUGGGCAGUUAUCAUCAAAGAACAGUACAAGCACCUCUGCAGGUACACUGAAAUACUCUGACCUGAAGGAAAUUGCCAGCAGCCUUGGUGAUGCCAUGUUAACUGGAAACUUGAAUGCUUCCUUGGGCUUUGAGAUCUCUGGCCCAUUUCCAACUCCAGAUGAUCCAGAGUGGUCCCAGGUGGCCACACAACCAGUGCAGAGAGAGGAAGCGAGUAAGAACCACGUGGCCACUGUGGCAGGCCUAGUCGUGGUAACUGAACCGAUAGCUGGAGACCCCGGGCAAGUGCUCAGACAGCAGCCCAGUCUCGUGGCAGUGGACUUCGAUGGGAAAUGUGUGUCAGUGGGAGUUACCUCGUGGGAGCUGGUCGCUGUGCUGGUGAAUUCCCAGGGUAUGCCAGUCCCAUCUCAAUGGAACAACCAGGAUCUUGUUCGAGGGUUGUUGGGCUAAAUUCACUGAUCUCUCCAUCAGCAUCAAUGGUGAGUGAAAUCUACAGCAAAGGCAUCC
This is a messenger RNA of Mobula hypostoma (lesser devil ray), 11769 nucleotides long. RefSeq names its product fibrocystin-L-like. The record is from RefSeq and is a predicted model, not a curated record. Lineage: Eukaryota; Metazoa; Chordata; Chondrichthyes; Myliobatiformes; Myliobatidae.